Phytophthora nicotianae INRA-310 is the source of this 2093-nucleotide messenger RNA. RefSeq lists its product as hypothetical. Bases 226 to 1389 code for a protein of 387 amino acids. The transcript has a single exon. Gene Ontology annotation, molecular function: phosphatidylinositol binding. NCBI's taxonomy places the organism in Eukaryota, Oomycota, Peronosporomycetes, Peronosporales, Peronosporaceae. The record is from RefSeq and is a predicted model, not a curated record.
AUUUUGGGUACGUUACGACUUUUGUUUUGCAACAGCUUGGGCAGCAGAAGAGCGCUUGCAGUGCCUAGGAAAACACCGACAAGUCGCUGCGUAGAGACCCCCGCUGCACUAUCCGUGCGUCUCUCCGUCUUGGUCUGCCCUUCGUCUCUCGAUCGCAUUCCGUUUCUCGUCUCCUAACGCGCUACAACGUCAGAUACAGCUCUUCUCCUGACACACCCAAUCGCCAUGCAUGCUGCGGCUCCCGAUGCUUCCCACGCACCGCCGGCGAGUGUGCCGUCUAUCCAGGCUACAGGUGAGGCUAGCCGUGACCUGCAGAUUACUGGCGUGACCCGUAAGAACACCAGUUGGCAAUACCACAUCGAGGUGCUGGACGUGCGUGCAUCCAGUUUCAGCAGCGGCAACUCUGGCAACUCAGCACGGGAUCUGAACGUACGGAGCAGUAACAGUGAGGACCCAGAGACCACCACAGCAGAGGAGCAGAGCGUCGUGUAUCCGGAACUGCCGCCCGUGGUUCGCUACACGGUCAUGAGGAGGUACACGGAUUUCCGCCAUCUAUACAACUACCUGGUGGAGACGCAUGGCUCAGCGCUACGGGACGCACUGCCGAAAUUCCCAGAUGGAGGCUGGAUCUCCUAUCUGCGUGGAGACGACCCAAGACUGCUGCAUCACAGACGCGAGAGACUCCAGCGUUUCCUCAGAGCGGUGGACGCACGCCCGGAGUUGCGCUGGAGUGUCGCCUUCACCACGUUUCUACGCCCAGACCUGGAGGAGCUAGCGUCUAUCGGCUCGAGUGCGUCAUUGCCGUCGUUUGCCAGCAACCCUUCCUUUGCCGCCUCGACCAGCAGUAGUAGCGACAUGGACUCGCGUCCUCCUCCGCCACCGCCACUAUCUGCUCCGUCGUCGCUGCCACCUCGUCACAGUCUUAUCGAAAGCUUGGACGCUUGUCCCGCACCACCCGUGAGCUCAUCGGGUGGGUAUGUGUCGCUGUCGCAGCUCAAGUCUCCUGAGAUCCGUUUCCGAAAGAAAAUGACUCCGGGAGGUGCCGACGCUCGUGGCGACUUGAAACGCAGACGGUUGCAUCUUCACAGUCAAGACGCUGACGAUAUGGACAUUGAGCAGCGUAAACCCUCGGCCAAGAAGCAGCUGGCGAUGGCUCUUAGUGGAGCGCUAGGAUUCAAGCGCUUCGUUGUGGGGGUCGGUAGCGGUGUCAUCGGGACGCUUGGCCGAAUGGGCGGCGAGCGCUCGGACUCUAUAGACACCGCAGAAUACCAAGACGAUAGUGAUAGUGAUACGGACGAGGACAGAGGGUCGAGUGAAGGUGUGCGUGGCCGCAACGCCGACUUGCUCAAGAUGCUGUCUAGUGGAGGCAGCCAAACCGUGCAGCAUUAGAUGUGGACGAUUCGUAUUGCAUGAACGUGCCGCAAUAUGCAGCACGAGCAUUAGAUGGUGCAUGAACCUGAUGCAGAUAAAUAUUUAGCCGAUCUGAAGGUGCUUAUCGACUGGCGCUAUGCAGGCAAAACAAAAAGCAGAUAAUACGAACUCCCGUGGUGGAUGGUGGCACCAGAGAAGCAAAGUAGUACAUGAACAUUACACAGUAAAAGGGUUGAGCAAUUCACGAGCUCUAUACGAGGGACAGCCUUAGUAUAACGUAUCGUACUCUGACCAGCCCAUGCUGUGGAGACUACCCGUGGACGUGGUACCACGCAGCAGUGGCUUAAGCUCGCAGCGGCGGCGCUCGAGAUGCGGCAGCAAGACGCGUGCCUUCUGGCCUGAUGCCAGCUUGAUGUAGAUUGCGUCGUCCGUGAUGGAAGAAAUCGUCCCCGUAUACUCCUCAUGGAUCAGUGGCAUCGUAACAUGCACCUCGUCUCCAUCUUCAAACACGUUCUUGCCGCAGAACAGCCGCCGUCGCUCGAGCUUGAAGGGCACUGCAGCAACAAAUGGCAGUAAAAGUGUUAGAUAAAUUCGCAUAACGUAAGCAACAGACACACAGAUCUUACGGUUUCCGUUGUUUGGCAACUGCUCGACCGAGGCUUGUGCUGUCUUCUUGUGGUCGCCAACAAUAGCAGCAAUGUCGGAAUUGACGUCAUCAAACG